AUGAUCGCCCGCACGCUCGCCCAGGCCCUGCUCGCGCUGCUCGUCGCGGCCGUCCCCGCACCGGCGCAGGACGCCCCGGCGAGCGACACGCUCACGAUCGACGCCUCCGAGCAGGUGGACCCGCAAGGCCUGAAGCACCUGCGGAUGGUCCUGCGCGUCCUGCGGGGGGAGACGAUCGAGUUCGACCCCAACGGCUUCACCCCCACGCUCCGCGAGCGGACGCCCGUGAUCGAGCUCCAGCGGGCGCUGGAACAGCUCGCGCACAACAGCGGCGGCUACGUGAACCUCGGCAUCAUCGACCACGGCCCAGGCAUCAUCACCACGGUCGUCCGCUCCCACGACAGCCAGGCCCGGGCGCGGCUCAGCAUCACCUACGAGACCGGCGGGGCGUUCCGCAUCGACGGCAUCCUCGUCCACCCGGACCUCCCGACCUUCGAUUCCUGGGCCCAGUUCACCGAGGCGCUGGACGCCUUCGGCCUCGACGCCUCCGUCUCCCUCGCCGAGAUCCUGGAAGACGGCUCGGCCGAGACGCUGUUCACCUACCACGAGGACCGCUCGCUCGCCGUGGCGUACCACGCGCGGCUCUUCGUGCUCGACGCGCUGGUGCGCCGGAUCGAUUCGGGCGAGGCGGACUGGCUCGACACGGUCGUGAUCCGCGAAGAGCUCAAGACCUUCCCCCCCGGCUCGACGGCGACCGAGCCCGCCGGCGGCGCGCUGCCGAUCUCCAGGCUUACCCAGCGGAUGAUCGUCGAGACCGACCACACCGCGACGGACCACCUCAUCGACCACCUCGGGCGCGACGCGGUCGAGGACGCGGUCCGCGACCGCGUGCGCCGCGUCGCGCGCAACAUCCCCUUCCUCUUCACGCGCGAGGCCUUUAACCUGCGGCUCAUCCUCACCGAGACGUUCAUCGAGCAGUGGGCCGAGAGCGACGACGACGAGCAGCGCGACAUGCUCCCCACGAUCGACCGCAUCGAGGUCGCCGACGUCGUCUACCAGACCUGGCGGCUCCCGGUCGCCGUCCCCGUCGUCGGCUGGUUCGCCAGCGCCAAGGAGAUGAACGACCUGUUCUCAUCCCUCUACACCUCCGGCACCAACCCGCGCCAUGUCACGCUGGGCGGCGUCGUCAACGAGCUGCCCCCCGCGCCCGUCGACCCCACGGUGUGGGUCAGCUCCAAGGUGCUCACCUCCAUCGAACCGGGGAUCGUCGCCACCACGUGGCUCCUCGCGCACCGCGACGGGCGCAGGUAUGUCCUCACAGGCGUUUUCAACAGCCCGAGCCAGCCCAUCCCGGCCGACCAGGUCGGUGCGCUGCUCAUCGCGGCCGCGGAGACGCUCGGUCGCACGCCCCCGCGCGUCGAGGACGAGCCGGUCCCGGGCGGCGAGAGCGGGGCGGCGCCCGAGUGA
Symbiodinium necroappetens is the source of this 1407-nucleotide messenger RNA. NCBI's taxonomy places the organism in Eukaryota, Dinophyceae, Suessiales, Symbiodiniaceae. The record is from the annotation of a GenBank genome assembly.